UAUUCAUUACAUAUAUUCUUUUAUAAAAACCUUAACUCCCUAUUAUUUUGUAUUUCAUUUUUAUUACAUAUGUAAUUAUAAUCAUGAACGUAUUUUGCAAGAAGAAAAUCGACAUAACAUUAAUUAAAAAAAGUAAAUGCAUACUGUUAAUUAACUUUUUUCCUCAACUUUCUGAUUAAAAGGUUCUUAAAAGUGGGAGUGCCAAGACACACCCUUAUUAUUAGAUUUCGUAUUGAACAUUGGAAGUGCGAAAAUUCAGUUGUAAGCUUUAACCGGUAAGUGAAACACUGUGAUAUAAUACGCAGAUAAAAAAAAUUAUCUGUAUAUCAUUAUUAUUAUUAAUUAAAAUGGGAAAUAAAAUAGCUACAUUUACCGAAGAACAACUAGAAGAUUAUCAAGAUUGCACCUUCUUUACUCGUAAAGAAAUCUUAAGAAUAUUUAAACGGUUUCGGGAUAUGGGGAAUCCUGGGACAGUUCCACGAUCCAUGACACCUCAACAAGCAUCGACACUUCGUAUACCACUAUCUUGUUUAACACGCAUACCAGAAUUAAAGGAAAAUCCGUUUAGACAACGAAUUUCAGAGGUAUUUACGAAUUGCAAAAAUUCAAACCAAUCAACACACGAUGGAUCAAACGAAGGAAUUUGUUUUGAGGAAUUCCUUGACAUGAUGUCAGUUUUUUCGGAACAAGCACCACGGGAUUUGAAAGUCUUUUAUGCCUUUAAGAUUUAUGAUUUUGACGAAGAUGGAGUAUUGGGGAUGAGCGAUUUAGAAUGUACAUGUCGACAAUUGGUUCAAGAUGGUUUGAAUACCGAUGAAGUGGCUACUGUAUGUCGAAAAAUUUUGGAGGAAAGCGACAUUGAUGGUGAUGGUGUUUUAUCUUACCUAGAAUUCGAACAUGUCGUAACAAGGGCCUCAGAUUUCAUGGCGAAUUUUCAUAUAAGAAUUUAAUUCUUAUUGCUUUCGAAAAUAAAAAAUAAAAUUUACUGCCA
Molecule: messenger RNA, 991 nt
Organism: Apis dorsata (giant honeybee)
Lineage: Eukaryota; Metazoa; Arthropoda; Insecta; Hymenoptera; Apidae
Product: calcium and integrin-binding family member 3-like
Exons: 4
Coding region: 348-950 (200 amino acids)
Molecular function (GO): calcium ion binding
Source: RefSeq, a predicted model, not a curated record